UUUCCAUCUCAAGUCUCAACCGCGAUGAGAUAGAUUAAAUUCUCUUUCUGUUCUUUUUCUCUCCGCCUCUCUCUCCUUAUUUCUCUGCUAGCCUAAACCUUUCUCUCCCCUUCGCUGAUUCGAAACGAUGUCGGACGAGGAGCACCACUUCGAGUCGAAGGCCGACGCCGGAGCUUCCAAGACCUAUCCUCAGCAGGCCGGUACCAUCCGUAAGAACGGUUACAUUGUCAUCAAAGGCAGGCCCUGCAAGGUUGUGGAGGUUUCAACUUCCAAAACUGGGAAGCAUGGACAUGCUAAGUGUCACUUUGUUGCAAUUGACAUUUUCACUGCCAAGAAGCUUGAGGAUAUUGUUCCCUCGUCCCACAACUGUGAUGUUCCCCAUGUCAACCGUACUGACUAUCAGCUGAUUGAUAUUUCUGAGGAUGGAUUUGUGAGUCUGCUGACUGAUAAUGGUAGUACUAAGGAUGACCUGAGGCUUCCAACCGAUGAAAAUAUGCUUACGCAGAUCAAGGAUGGAUUUGCUGACGGAAAAGAUCUGGUUGUUUCAGUGAUGUCUGCUAUGGGAGAGGAGCAGAUCUGUGCUCUCAAGGACAUUGGCCCCAAGUAGUUUUCCUCCAUGUGUGGGGAAUACUUGGAAACUGGAACAUUAAACUGAGACAUUACUAAUUAGCAGAUAAUAGUAAUGUUGUUCAAGGUUUUUAUGUGAGUUUGAGAACUAAGGCCGCUAAGUUAUGCUGAAAUGUGGCCCCCACCUAUUGCUAAACUUUGCCAUUACUAAGCUUUUUAUAAGCAAUAUUUUUGUUCUGUUUGAUUGGUACUGAACCAUUUCCGGGUUCGUGGUGUCGAGAAGUUACAUUAUAUCCGCCAACAAAGAUUGUCUGUACACUUCUUGGCACCUCAUGUUGUUUCAAAUUUGCAAUUUAAAGUUAUUAAGGUUCUCAUCA
Corylus avellana is the source of this 944-nucleotide messenger RNA. Its product is annotated as eukaryotic translation initiation factor 5A-2. NCBI's taxonomy places the organism in Eukaryota, Viridiplantae, Streptophyta, Magnoliopsida, Fagales, Betulaceae. The record is from RefSeq and is a predicted model, not a curated record. Gene Ontology annotation, molecular function: ribosome binding; RNA binding; translation elongation factor activity. Gene Ontology annotation, biological process: positive regulation of translational termination; positive regulation of translational elongation.